AGCACGUGUUGGAGCCUUCUGGAAGCCGACUCCCCUUCACGCGAGCGUCCGAGCGCUAGCAGUGCGGACUCUCCUACCAGCGGGACUUUGUUACUUUUAACUUCGCCAUGGCGGCCGUGAAAGCUCUGAAUCCUAAAGCAGAGGUGGCCCGGGCCCAGGCCGCGCUGGCUGUGAACAUCAGUGCCGCUCGGGGGCUCCAGGACGUGCUCAGGACGAACCUGGGACCGAAGGGGACCAUGAAGAUGCUGGUUUCUGGUGCAGGAGACAUAAAGCUGACCAAAGAUGGCAACGUCUUGUUACAUGAGAUGCAAAUUCAGCACCCGACAGCAUCACUCAUCGCUAAGGUCGCUACAGCACAGGAUGACAUCACAGGAGAUGGAACCACCUCCAACGUCCUCAUCAUUGGUGAACUGCUGAAGCAGGCUGACCUCUAUGUGUCAGAGGGUCUUCACCCAAGAAUCAUUGCCGAGGGCUUUGAAGCGGCAAAAGAGAAAGCCUUGGCUGUUCUGGAGGAAGUGAAAGUGACUCGGGAAAUGGACAGAGAGACCCUCAUCAAUGUAGCACGCACCUCCCUCAGGACCAAGGUCCACAUGGAGCUGGCAGACCUCCUUACCGAGGCUGUUGUAGAUGCUGUUCUGGCCAUCGCUAAGCCCAAUGAGCCCAUCGACCUGUACAUGGUGGAAAUCAUGGAGAUGAAGCACAAGACCGACUGUGAUACACAGCUGAUCAGAGGUUUGGUGUUGGACCACGGUGCCCGACACCCAGACAUGAAGAAGAGAGUGGAGGAUGCCUACGUGCUGACCUGCAAUGUCUCUUUGGAGUAUGAAAAGACAGAGGUCAACUCUGGCUUCUUCUACAAGAGUGCUGAUGAGAGGGAGAAGUUUGUUGCUGCAGAGAGGAAGUUCAUUGAGGAUCGUGUGCAGAAGAUCAUCGCCCUGAAGAACAAAGUCUGUCCCAACGGGGAGAAGGGAUUCGUCGUCAUUAACCAGAAGGGUAUUGACCCAUACUCCCUGGAUGCCCUCGCCAAGGAAGGCAUUGUAGCUCUCCGCAGGGCGAAGAGGAGGAACAUGGAGAGGCUCUCCCUCGCUUGCGGUGGCAUUGCCAUGAAUUCAGUUGAUGACCUCACACCUGAGUGCUUGGGACAUGCUGGGUUGGUCUAUGAACACACACUGGGAGAGGAGAAGUACACAUUCAUCGAGAAGUGUGGGAACCCUCGUUCAGUUACCCUGCUGGUGAAGGGACCCAACAAACACACCCUCACACAGAUCAAAGAUGCCGUCAGGGAUGGUCUGCGGGCUGUCAAGAACGCCAUAGAAGAUGGUAGUGUCGUGUCUGGCGCCGGUGCGUUAGAGGUGGCUGUGGCAGAUGCUCUGGUAAAACACAAGCCCAAUGUGAAAGGCAGAGCCCAGCUGGGAGUCCAGGCAUUCGCAGAUGCUCUCCUAGUCAUCCCCAAGGUUUUGGCCCAGAACUCUGGCUACGACCCACAGGAGACUGUGCUGAAGCUGCAGACGGAGUACAAAGAGUCUGGUCAGCUAGUUGGAGUCGACCUCAGCACAGGAGAGCCGAUGGUGGCAGGAGAAGCCGGUGUUUGGGAUAAUUACAGCGUCAAGAAACAGCUCCUUCAUUCAUGCACGGUGAUCGCCAGCAACAUCCUGUUGGUGGAUGAGAUCAUGCGAGCUGGAAUGUCUUCUCUCAGAGGUUAAAGGUCAAACAGAAGAAGCUGCAGCUGUUAUCAUACUGGCAGGAAUAGCUGUUUACCUGACGUUUCAGUCAACGCGUUCCUGCUCUCGGCACUCUGAAAGCACCCCAGUCUGAUGGACUGCCUGUGCUAAACGCAACGGCGUCCAUCGCAGUGUCUGUCAGAAAUCAUUGUUAAUGCUAGUCAUGUUUAUUUUUUCAUGGAUUUGUCAAUGCCUCCCCCCUGACAAGAUUGGUUUAUUUAUGAGAUUUUGUUAAAGCACUGACGUCUGCCACUCAGUUUUGUUUCUACCCAUUAAAGGUUUUCUCGGCUCAUGAAA
Molecule: messenger RNA, 2018 nt
Organism: Thunnus maccoyii (southern bluefin tuna)
Lineage: Eukaryota; Metazoa; Chordata; Actinopteri; Scombriformes; Scombridae
Gene: cct6a
Product: chaperonin containing TCP1, subunit 6A (zeta 1)
Exons: 13
Coding region: 108-1703 (531 amino acids)
Biological process (GO): protein folding
Cellular component (GO): chaperonin-containing T-complex
Molecular function (GO): ATP binding; ATP hydrolysis activity; ATP-dependent protein folding chaperone
Source: RefSeq, a predicted model, not a curated record